CCGUUGGUAGAAUUCAAACAUUUGAAUUUUGAACAUCUCAAAGAGCCAUUGGGGGCUGUAACUGAGAAGAGAGAUGGCUGCGACUGCGAGCAGCAAGGUUUCUGUAUUUUCAUGGGCAGAUGAGGUAGAAAAGGAAGAAGAAGAAGCUCAAGCACAGCUUCUCCAACCUCAGAAACCCAACCCCUUUGGUUUUGCAAGGCCUAGAGAAAUCGUCCUCGAAGAGAAAGGGAUCGACUGGCGGCAGCUCGACGAACAGCUCCAAUCUUCUAAUCUCAGGAAGGAGAAGCAGCUAAAGGAAAACAUGCCGGCAGCAACCCAAUCAAGCAAUGGGCAGGAGCGGUUUCCUGCGAGGAGUGGAAGCCUUGACCAGAGCACAACAACACGGGUACAAAAUGCGAGAGAUGCUUCUCAUCAGAUGACACCCCCAGCAGUUUAUCUAAACCAGCAGGAACAGAAAAUUGGUUCGUUGGUUCCUCCACUGCGGUACCCCCCUAGAAAUGUAAUGGGUCUGAUGGAGGAGAUGAGAAGGUCUCAUUGCUCUGAUAGAUUGGAAGGGUUGCAGCAUCUUUGGCAGCUUGAAUUGGAGAGGGGAAGAGAGAACAUGAACUAUCAGCACAUGGGAAGGUAUUUUGGUGUUGAGGAAUUGAUGAUUCCGUCAAUGGAGAACAUGAGAUCCGAAUGUAGAAGAGAUUAUGUUGGGAAUAGAUUAAGUGGCCCACCAGCAGAACUGCUAGGGAAUGGAAGGAGAGUUGUUCCCAAUUGGGAACUGCAGAGAGCAGGUUUCGUAGCUAGUUUUGACGGAUGGAUGGGAAGUGCCAUCAAGGACAGCAAUUUGGAGGAUGUCAACGGCCGAUUUGGAAGAAAGAGCCACCACAAUUUGAACAUGGAGAGAUCCGGUUUCAGGAGUUUUGAUGGAGAGAUGAGAAGCGCCAUCAAGGACAGCAACUUGGAGGAAAUCAAUGAUGGAUUCGGAAGAAGGGGGCACCCCAAAAACAUGGAAAGAGCUGGUUUCCAAGGACAUUUUGAUGGAGGAGCAAGAUAUGCAAUCAAGGAUAACAACUGGGAGAACAUAAAUGAUGGAUUUGGAAGAAGGGGCCACUCGAAUUCGAAAACGGAGAAGGUUGGUUUUGGAGGGAAUUAUCGGGCAGGAGUAGGAAGGUUAGCUAUUAAAGAGUCUGAAUGGGAGAACAUGGAAAGAGAUAGUGGGAGAAGGAACAUUGGUGUGGAGGAGAUGGAGGGAAGAGUCCUAUGUAAUUUGAAAACAGAUAGGAGAGAUUUUGGAGAGAAUUACAGGAAUAGAAGAAUGGCAUCUGCAGAGAAUUACAGGAAGAGAGGAAUGGCAUCAGCAGCCGGGAUCAGUCAUUACCAUCAGAGAAGGAGAAGAUAGAUGAUAGAUCUAACCAUGUUUUUGCUAAGAAAGCUUGUUGAAAGAAAGCCAUUCUAUUUUGCUGUUGCCGCUGACAUGCAACCAAUGUUGUUUUUUGAAUGUUAGAAUCUGAGAAAAUACCUCAAACAAAUAUGCUUAUUUAGUAAGCUGUUUGGCUCA
Messenger RNA from Magnolia sinica, 1546 nucleotides. RefSeq lists its product as uncharacterized. The record is from RefSeq and is a predicted model, not a curated record. Lineage: Eukaryota; Viridiplantae; Streptophyta; Magnoliopsida; Magnoliales; Magnoliaceae. The transcript has 2 exons. Gene Ontology annotation, molecular function: mRNA binding; translation initiation factor activity. The coding region runs from base 74 to 1387 and encodes 437 amino acids.